UUUUCUCUUCGACUCUGCCGUCCAGUUUGUUCAUUUGCGGCAUCCGUACAUCCAGUAUCCGACGUAAAACUUUCAAAAUAGCUUUUGAAUGUUCGGCGCGAAUUUCACUGCAAGAACUCGUGUCGUUCACAGGCACCAACACAAUAACAGAGAAUGGAGCGGCCUUCCCAAAAUAGAGAUGAUCCUUCGUUUAAGACCCCGAUACGUGUCCGGACCAAAAGCUCUGUGUCCGGCAGCCCGAUCUCCAUCCCCACCUCGCCGUUCAUGAAGAAGCUUGGCGUCGGGACUGGCGUCAACGUCUACCUCAUGAACAGGGUAACGUUAGGCAAGUUGAAUGCUUCACCGUGGGCAGUGAAGAAAAUAAACACCAAAUGCGCUGGCAAGCAGUUGAAUGUUUACCAGGAUCGACUUAACGAGGAGGCAAAGAUCCUGAAAGGCAUCCAUCAUCCAAACAUAGUUGGCUUCCGUGCUUUCACCACAGCCAAGGACGGGACCAAUUGCCUGGCCAUGGAGUACGGAGGCGAGCAGUCACUCAACGACCUGAUUGAGAAGAGGAAGGCGGAGGGCCUGCAGGCCUUCCCUGCUGCCACCAUAGAGCAGGUGGCACUGCACCUGGCUCGAGGCCUGCAGUACCUCCACAAUGAGAAGAAGAUGCUCCACGGGGACAUGAAGUCCUGCAACGUGGUGAUCCGGGGCGACUUUGAGACGAUUAAGAUCUGCGAUGUGGGCGUGUCACUCCGGCUGGACGAGACCAUGAAAGUGGCUGACCCAAAGGCACAGUACAUCGGCACAGAGCCCUGGAACCCGAAGGAGGCCAUGGAGGAAGAAGGGGAGAUCACAGACAAGGCAGACAUCUUUGCCUACGGCCUGACCCUGUGGGAGAUGAUGACCCUGGCCAUGCCCCACGUGGACAUGCUGGAUGUAGAUGUGGAUGAUGAGGAGGAGGAGGAUACAGGGGACGACGGCGAGUCUGAGGAGGAAAGCUUCGACGUGGACUCCUACUACGAGCGGCUGGGCACGCGGCCGGGGCUGGACGUGGACGUCCUGGGGACCGCCUACCGCCGCAUGGUGGAGCUCUUCUGCCUGUGCACGGAGCAGGACCCCACGCACCGCCCGUCAGCCGCCCAGAUCGUCCAGGCCCUCGAGAUCAACAGCGAGUCCCUCGACCUGGAUGGAUGAUGCUAGGACAGAUGGGUUGGGGUCUUUUGGUUUAUCUUAGGCUGGUAGUCACCAUCAGAUUUUCCUUGUUUAUUUACAUUUCCCUCUAGAUUCUUUCUCACCUGGCAACACUAUGUUCAAAACCCAUGAGUCAGGGGAAAGAGUCGAAAUGCAAGCUUUAUCAGAGGUGGCGAAAAAUGAUUGCAAUAUGUUGUUUUCAUUGACUGUUAUAAGUGUCUGUCCAUUAUACUGUCCCCUUUCUGUGCAUGUUUUUCUACAUGUUCCUACAUACUUUUUCCAAUUAUCUUUCACCGAGAUCUCACAGUAAGACGUAUGCACUGUAAUAAGGUGAAUUUUAAUUUAAAAGAAA
Messenger RNA from Gadus macrocephalus (Pacific cod), 1528 nucleotides. RefSeq names its product PDZ binding kinase (gene pbk). The coding region runs from base 154 to 1179 and encodes 341 amino acids. The record is from RefSeq and is a predicted model, not a curated record. The transcript is spliced from 7 exons. NCBI's taxonomy places the organism in Eukaryota, Metazoa, Chordata, Actinopteri, Gadiformes, Gadidae. Gene Ontology annotation, molecular function: ATP binding; protein serine/threonine kinase activity. Gene Ontology annotation, biological process: protein phosphorylation.